This is a messenger RNA of Ictalurus punctatus (channel catfish), 1460 nucleotides long. RefSeq names its product collagenase 3. The transcript is spliced from 10 exons. Gene Ontology annotation, cellular component: extracellular matrix. Gene Ontology annotation, biological process: proteolysis; extracellular matrix organization; collagen catabolic process. The coding region runs from base 32 to 1411 and encodes 459 amino acids. NCBI's taxonomy places the organism in Eukaryota, Metazoa, Chordata, Actinopteri, Siluriformes, Ictaluridae. The record is from RefSeq and is a predicted model, not a curated record. Gene Ontology annotation, molecular function: zinc ion binding; metalloendopeptidase activity.
AACUGCAUCAGUUUCUUGGAGGAGAAGCAAGAUGAAGACUUACUACCAGCUGUGUGUCCUCAUUGCCCUGACGUUCAGGGUUCACUCAGGUCCAAUACUGUCAUCUACUGGGAAGGAUCGUGAAGAAUUAGCAACGAAUUACUUGAAGAGAUUAUCCAGAAUGGACGAGGACAACACGCCGUCCUCUGGGCCCAAGGUCAGUAAGAUGCAGGACUUUUUAAAGUUAAAUGUGACAGGAACUCUGGACACUGAAACGAUGGAGAUGAUGAAGAAGCCUCGCUGUGGCGUUCCAGAUGUCGCUUCAUACAAAGACAGAGUUUUAAAUUACAAAUGGUCUACAAAGAACUUGACCUACAGGAUUGAGAAUUACACACCCGAUAUGUCUGUGGCUGAAGUGGACGAUUCUAUAGAGAGAGCGCUGCAAGUCUGGGCUCGAGUCACUCCUCUGAAGUUCACGCGCAUCUACAGUGGUAUAGCCGACAUCAUGAUCUCAUUUACUGUCGGAGAUCAUGGUGAUGGCUCCCCAUUUGAUGGACCUAAUAAUCUCUUGGCUCAUGCAUUUGGCCCCGCUGAUGGCCUCGGCGGAGAUACUCAUUUUGAUGACGACGAGACCUUCACUUUCAAAUCUCCGAAUGGAUACAACUUGUUCUUGGUGGCUGCGCAUGAAUUUGGACACGCCCUGGGCCUUAACCAUUCCAGUGAUCCUGGAGCUCUCAUGAACGCAAGGUACACCUACAGAGAUGUCGACAGCUUCGUCCUUCCUCGAGACGACGUCAGGAAAAUUCAGGCUCUCUAUGGCUCAAACCCUGACAUACCCGAUAAGCCCGAGCCCAUACCUCCGUCCACUCCUAAUGCCUGUGACCCCAGUCUGGUCCUGGACGCCGUUACGACCCUGCGUGGAGAGACGUACUUCUUCAAAAAUAAAUUUUUCUGGCGCCACCACCCUCAGAUCCCUCAAAACGAACAAUUUCUGAUAAAGACCUUCUGGCCCGAGCUUCCAGAUGAUAUCGAUGCUGCUUUUGAGGAUCCAUCAGCUGACUUGGUGUACAUCUUUAAAGGUCAGAAGGUCUGGGCCCUCAGUGGUUAUGACGUCGUGAAUCGCAUGAAUCUCAGUAGCUUCAGGUUGCCGGCUAAAGUGAAGAAGAUCAACGCUGCCGUUUAUGAUGAGUCUACUGGAAAGAUGUUGUUCUUUGUUGGGAAAUCAUACUACAGCUAUGACACAAACAAGAAGAAGAUGGACAAGGGUUACCCUAAACUGGUGGAAGAGAGAUUCCCAGGAAUGACAGGAAAAGUUACUGCAGCCUACCAGUACAGUAGUUUCACCUACCUUUUCAGUGGAACAAGCAUAUUCGAGUUUAGUGAAACAGUGCUGAUGCGCGUGCUGGGAAACAACUACUUCUUGCAGUGCUAGCCUUUGAUGCCUUUUAUAUUUAUCUGUCACGUGUGAAAGUGAAGAACGU